Molecule: messenger RNA, 915 nt
Organism: Cladophialophora carrionii CBS 160.54
Lineage: Eukaryota; Fungi; Ascomycota; Eurotiomycetes; Chaetothyriales; Herpotrichiellaceae
Exons: 1
Coding region: 1-915 (304 amino acids)
Source: RefSeq, a predicted model, not a curated record
AUGUCGUCGUACCGGAGGGCCGAAAGCGAGUCGGACGAGUCUACUCCAAUUCGAGCAGUAGAGCACCAGACAGAGCGUCGUUACGACACCACCAAUGAGAGCAAUUCCCAGAGCACGAGAACAACCGCGACUACUGCGUCACAGCCCUCCUCAUCGACCCUCGUGAACCCCAACGAUGCUCCCCACGAACACGGCGAUGAGGAAGAGCACAAGAGAAACCGGGUGACCGAAUGGUUCAAGAGCGCAUCCGAAAAAUAUGGUUCAGUCACACUAGAAAACAAAGGCUCGGUAGCUCGCGAUCAUUUGGCUUUGGAAAGGACCUUUCUGGCUUGGCUGAGGACGAGUCUAGCAUUCGCUAGCAUUGGCAUAGCAGUCACACAACUCUUUCGCCUGAAUAGUUCUUUGUCCGGUCAAAGCCAGUCGACGUCGAGUGUCAGCCAGACGAUACCUUUGUCGCCGCUCAUCGGACAGUCCGUGCCAGCCGAACUUCUACCGUUCCUUCAGCAGGUCGCUGCAUCUAUGUCGGCUCCAACGAGCCCUCCGACGCUGGGUCCGACGCUCCUCGACCAGAUCCUUCUCCUGCCACCGACGGGUCUGUCGCAACACCAAGCCGCGGGCAUUGCGGCCUCGAGCGGCGACGGGAGCGCCGAGACUGGUACCAACCCUGAACUCGGCGCUGCGAGGAUGCGGCAUGUGGGCAAACCACUUGGGGCAACCUUCAUCGCAGUCUCUAUAGUGAUUCUCUUCAUUGGGUUUCAUCGCUACUUCGAGUCUCAAUACUGGAUCAUACGGGGCAAAUUUCCUGCCAGUCGCGGGAGCAUCUUCGCAGUCUCAUUCAUAACAGGCUCGCUCAUCAUUGCGAGUCUGGUCGUGGUGCUAGCAAUAGCAUCGACGCCUGUCCAGAAUAAAAAGUGA